AAAGAAGAACACGGUAUGGGCAAAGCAGAAUUAAAGAAAGACAUUGUUAGCUGGCAUUUUGCAUACAUAAAAGUAAUGGUGGGGUGGUUGCACAUACACACACGCCUGCCAUUUAGCUUCCCAGUCAACUGCUCUCUAAAAAUGUUUCCCUCUUCAUUCAUCCUUGUGUUUACCAUCUUCUUCUUCUUCUUCUUCUUCUUAAUCAAAUUAAACGCCGCAGAUGAAGAUCAUAUUGCAGUAGUAUUUAGAGAAAAUCAUUGCCACCCUCCAUCACCCUGCAAGAAAUUAGGAAAGUUGGAGAACAUUAAAUAUCCUUUCUGGAGGGUGGACGACAAUUCAUCAACCGUGUGUGGGUAUCCCGGUUUCGGCAUCGACUGCUCAAACCCACAUCCUGAGUUCCCCCUUCUUUACCUUUCUGAUGAUGCUUUUCUCGUCAAGGACAUCAACUAUGAUGAUUAUUCAGUUACUCUUGCGGACGCCGAUGCAUUCAAGAAAGAUUGUCCCAGGGCACGCCACAACUUUACUCUCACCCAAAAAUCUCCGUGGCUUUAUUACGGCCAUAAAGAUCUGAAUCUAAUUUUCUACUUCAACUGCACCCAAAAUCCUCUUCCUGGUGGAGAUGCCGCCUAUCCUCCUAUUCACUGUUUAAAGUCAGACCGAAAGGCGUCCUACUUGUAUGUGGGAGCUUUUAAUCCGUACAGUUGGGAUUGGUGGAGAAUUUGUGAGGCCAGAGUGGAGACGACGGUGAUGGAAACAGUAGGGGUAGUUGAAAAUGAUAUUAAAUGGUUAGUUAUGAACAUCGGCGGAGCUAUGAGUAAUGGGUUCAAUCUUAACUGGCAGCCGUUGGACGAUUGCAGCCACUGUAAUCCCCAAGGGUGGUGCGAGCAGGGCAAACAUAAUUUCGGCAACUUUUUGUGCUUUUGCAAGAACGAAACAGUCAUUAUCGUCCCUGAUUGCCCUUCUAAAGGCAAAAGUGGUAAAGUGGGAAUGAAGAUUGGCAUUGCCAUAGGUGGAGCUGCGUUAUGCUUUGUUGCAUUUUGCAUAAUUAAGUUAUUUCGGUAUGCAUAUCGUCGACGACAGAAACGCUAUUCUUCUGGGAACGAACUUGACUUGCAAGGCUCAUUCAACCACAGGGGCUGUAUUGGAGGAAUAUUUAAACAAGCAUUGCAGGAAAGAAAAGAAUAUGGGAAUCUUGAGGUGUUUAUGGAGCAAUAUGGAUCAUUAGCCCCUGUGGUUUAUAGUUAUUCAGAUAUCAAGAAAAUGACUAAUUCAUUCAAACACAAACUUGGCCAAGGAGGCUAUGGAGAAGUGUAUAAAGGUAAUCUUCAUAACGGUCUUCAUGUUGCAGUUAAGGUCUUAAACUCAACCAAAGGGAAUGGGGAAGAAUUCAUCAAUGAAGUGGUCAGCAUUUGUCGCACCUCCCAUGUUAAUGUUGUCAAUCUUCUAGGAUUUUGUUCCCAUGGUACUAAAAGAGCUCUGGUUUAUGAAUUUAUGGCUAAUGGAUCCCUCGAAAAAUAUAUUCAUGAAAAUAGCACUCAUUUGGGAUGGGACAAGUUGUAUGAAAUUGCUCUUGGCAUAGCUAAAGGGCUUGAAUACUUGCACAAAGGUUGCAAUACUAGGAUUGUGCAUUUUGACAUAAAACCACACAACAUUCUUCUUGAUCAAGACUUUUGUCCCAAGAUAUCUGAUUUUGGAUUGGCAAAACUCUGUGCUAAUAAUAAGGAGAGCAUAAUAUCUAUGUGUGGAGCUAGAGGAACUAUUGGCUAUAUUGCUCCAGAAGUGGUUAGCCGGAAUUUCGGAUCUGUUUCACACAAGUCGGAUGUGUAUAGCUACGGAAUGAUGGUCUUAGAAAUGGUUGGAGGAAGAAAGAAUGUAAAUGAUAAGGUGAGUCAUAGUUCUGAGAUAUACUUUCCUCAUUGGGCAUAUCAAAGGCUUUUGCUAAACGAGAAUUUAAAGCUUCAAGGGUUUAGAGCCGAUGAGGAGGAAGAAAUUGCAAAGAAGAUGAUACUGAUAGGAUUUUGGUGCAUUCAAACAGAUCCCUCAGACAGACCAUCAAUGAACAAAGUUAUUGAGAUGUUAGUGGGUAGCUUGGAGAAGUUGGAAAUGCCGCCAAAACCUUUCUUGUAUUCUCACUCGGAGGAUAUUUCUCAAGCAAUAUCACCUAUAGUGCCAUCACCUUCUUUUUUAAGUUCGUCAUGCACCAUUAGCAUGAACAUUGAUUGAUAAAAUUAAGCACAAUAUAUAUACCAUAGUUGAUUUGAGUUUCCAUAACAUUUUACAGACCUAUAUUGGCUAUAUAUAAUGAUCAAUUUGAAUUUGUGUACAUUUAAUAUAAUACAUGAUUUUAAUUUUCGCCUAA
This is a messenger RNA of Ipomoea nil (Japanese morning glory), 2359 nucleotides long. Its product is annotated as LEAF RUST 10 DISEASE-RESISTANCE LOCUS RECEPTOR-LIKE PROTEIN KINASE-like 2.1. Bases 16 to 2223 code for a protein of 735 amino acids. Gene Ontology annotation, biological process: protein phosphorylation. The record is from RefSeq and is a predicted model, not a curated record. Lineage: Eukaryota; Viridiplantae; Streptophyta; Magnoliopsida; Solanales; Convolvulaceae. The transcript has 4 exons. Gene Ontology annotation, molecular function: polysaccharide binding; ATP binding; protein kinase activity.